Molecule: messenger RNA, 544 nt
Organism: Oryza brachyantha (malo sina)
Lineage: Eukaryota; Viridiplantae; Streptophyta; Magnoliopsida; Poales; Poaceae
Product: ethylene-responsive transcription factor ERF096-like
Exons: 1
Coding region: 53-418 (121 amino acids)
Biological process (GO): regulation of DNA-templated transcription; ethylene-activated signaling pathway
Molecular function (GO): DNA-binding transcription factor activity; DNA binding
Source: RefSeq, a predicted model, not a curated record
UAUAACCUAGCUAGCUUGAGCUCUUCGUCUCCCUCUCGCUUGAGCACUCGCCAUGGAGGGUGACCGGAGCAAGGACGCGGCCACCAAGUACCGCGGCGUGAGGAAGAGGCCGUGGGGCAAGUUCGCGGCGGAGAUCCGCGACCCGGAGCGCGGCGGGGCGCGCGUCUGGCUCGGCACGUUCGACACGGCGGAGGAGGCCGCGCGCGCGUACGACCGCGCGGCGUACGCGCAGAGGGGCGCCGCCGCCGUGCUCAACUUCCCGGCCGCCGCCGCAGCCGCCGGCUCUUCCAGCUCCUCGUCUUCCGCGCAGGGCGGCGGCAGGCCGGGUGCCAGCCGCGGCGAGAAGAUCGAGUUCGAGUACCUCGACGACAAGCUCCUCGACGAUCUCCUCGACGACGAGAAGUACCGCGGUAAAUGAAAUCAUGAGAGACGUACUCCUUGUUCUUGCAUGCAUGCACAAGAACAAAAAUGGCCUAAUUAAAUAAACAUAUAAACACACUUAUAUACACACACCAUGUAUAUCUAUACAUAAGCAAACAGUACA